AUGUCAUUUUUGAAUAAGGUUCCUCCAAUUGUUUACGUUUCGUCUUGGUCGGCUUCUGUUGGUGGAGGCCUUGCUAGUGACUACUGGAAACCAAAGAUGGAUAGGAGUUGGAUUCGGCUAAAAGAUAGAACUUCCGACGAAUAUGUAAAAGGUAUCCAGUCUUUUAUGGCAGUAGCAAAGAAUUACACUGAUGCCAAGCCCGAAAAAACUAUGUCCAUGUCGCAAGAUGAAGCUUCCUCUAGUAUGCAGCACAAUGAAGAGCCCGAACCGGAUGAAAUGUUUGAGAUGAUAGAUAGCUUAAGUUUACCAAUACCUAUUGAUAAUGGAUCUUCAGGAGAGCCCGUGGAAAGAGCUGAUGCUAAUAAUGAUCAUCUAAAAGUAACUGAGUCAAUUUUGGGAUUAUUAGAAGAAGCAAGGAGAGAAUUACACCCAGGUUGCAGCAACAUGUCGUCCUUAAAUUUUUUGGUUAAGUUUAUGCAUAUUAAGGUGCUCAAUCAUAUGAGCAUUAAAGCUUUUAAUAUGGUGCUUAAAUUAUUAAAUGAAGCUUUUCCUAGUGCAAGUAUACCAGCAACUUUUUAUGAUGCUAAAAAGGUUUUAAAGCACUUGGGGUUGGGGUAUGAAACGAUUGAUGUAUGUAAAUAUGAUUGUGCUUUAUUUUGGAAGGAGCAUAGUAAAAGAGAUGACUACCCUGUUUGCAGCGAGCCUAGAUAUAUCUUUCAUCAGGGUAAGGGUAAAAAAGUUGCACAGAAGGUUUUGCCUUACUUUCCCUUGAAGCCUAGAUUACAAAGAUUAUUUAUGUCAAAACACACGGCAUCUGCAAUGCGAUGGCACAAGGAUAGGCACAAGGAUAAGCGCAUCGAAACAGAAGACAUACUAAGAAUCCAACGGACGCUAAAGGGUGGAAAGAUUUUGAUGGCAAGGACCAAGGCCCCCGGAAAAGAUAUCGAUGUGUAUUUGCGUCCUUUAAUAGAUGAAUUGAAGGAGUUAUGGGAAGUUGGAGCAGAUACUUUCGAUGCCUCUACAGGGAAGAGUUUCCAAAUGCAUGCCGCAGUCAUUUUAACUAUAAACGACUUUCCAGCGUUUGGGAAUUUAUCUGGUUGGAGUACCAAAGGGUACAAGGCAUGUCCAGUAUGUAAUUCUGAAUCAUCAUCUCAACGUUUGAGGAGUAAAAUAGGUUACUUGGGUCAUCGUCGCUUCUUGCCUCGUGGUCACUCGUGGAGAAGGAGCAAGCAGUUUAAUGGUAAGAGUGAUCUUCGACCUCCACCUAAAGAAUUGAAUGGAUAUGAUAUUGUAAACCAGUUAGAGGAAUUCAAACAUGUUGAGCUAGGAAAAAACCCAAAUCGUAAAAGUAAAAAAGAAAGCGUAGUGUUAGUGACAAGCUUAAUUGGGAUCUUCCCACCGGCAUUUUUUGAUGUUAUGGUUCACUUGGCUGUGCAUUUGCCGCAUGAAGCCCAAAUAGCUGGUCCUGUGAACUAUAAUUGGAUGUACCCAAUUGAAAGGUUUAUAGGAUCACUUAAGAGGUUUGUGAAAAAUAAAGCUCGUCCAGAAUGUUCUAUAGCAGAAGGAUACAUUGUGAAGGAAUCUUUAACUUACUUUUCAAUGUAUCUCCGUGGUAUUGGAACUAAAUUUAACCGUGAAGAACGGAAUAACGAUACCUCAUGUGAUGGCCAUGGUAAAAAAGGGACUUCGUUGCCUGUCUUUUCUCAAACUGCUCGUCCAAUUAGUGGUACAACUUACAAACAGUUAUCGAAAAAAGAGAUAGAAAUGGCUCAUUGGUAUCUGUUGAAUAAUUGCGAUGAGUUACGCCCGUAUUUAGAUCUAAUGUCAAUUUACAUCAACGACAAAUACAAGAAUUCCCAAAAUGGUUUAAACGACAUGCAAGUUUUGGCUUUGCGAGACAAAGGAUCAGCUGAUGCAACCGAUGAAUUAUACUCUAUAGCAUGUGGCCCGGAUUCUCGUGUGAAAUCAUAUUCAGGUUGUAUUGUGAAUGGGGUUCGGUUUUUCACCAAAUCUCGUGAUGACAUCCGUACGACCCAAAAUAGUGGACUGGUUGUAGAAGAGGAUCAUGAAGGCAAACAUGUAGAUUUUUAUGGAAUUUUAUCCGACAUCAUAGAGCUGCAGUGGUAUAAGGAUGAUCCAUUUGUACUUGCUGUCGGCCGACAAACCCAACAAGUAUUUUACCUAGAUGAUUAUAAAUUUGGAUCGAAUUGGAAAGUAGCAGAAAGGAUGCAACAUAGGAAUUUGUGGGAUGUUCCAGAACUAGAAGAGGUGGAAGAGAUAGAAGAAACAGAAACAUACAAAACCACUGAAGAAGCAUACCAAAAUAACGAGGUUUCAACCCUUUUAGAAACUGUUGAAGAAGAAGAUCUUGAUGCACGAGAAUUUAGUAGACAUGAUGCAGAAGCAGAGGUAGUAGACACACCUAUUGAUCUCAAUGAUAAUUUUAUUUAUGAUGUAGAAAGUGAUGAAGAAGAUGAAACUGCAAUCGAGUACAUUGACAGUGAUGUAGAAGUUAUCCUGAGUGAUGAUGAGAUGUAG
This is a messenger RNA of Papaver somniferum (opium poppy), 2538 nucleotides long. RefSeq lists its product as uncharacterized. The record is from RefSeq and is a predicted model, not a curated record. The coding region runs from base 1 to 2538 and encodes 845 amino acids. Lineage: Eukaryota; Viridiplantae; Streptophyta; Magnoliopsida; Ranunculales; Papaveraceae. The transcript is spliced from 9 exons.